This is a messenger RNA of Colletotrichum abscissum, 1410 nucleotides long. RefSeq names its product Opy2 protein. The transcript has a single exon. Lineage: Eukaryota; Fungi; Ascomycota; Sordariomycetes; Glomerellales; Glomerellaceae. The record is from RefSeq and is a predicted model, not a curated record. The coding region runs from base 1 to 1410 and encodes 469 amino acids.
AUGGCUCAAUUUGACCCUAACCUGCACCUCCGUUCGCUUGAGGAGCUGGAAGCUGGUGCGUCACCAGACAUCACCGUCGCCCCCUAUCGAACCUCAUUUGCUGACAUGACCUCCAUAGUCAUCCUGCCCAGACAGAACGGCUGCCUCAAGUGUGAGGACAAGGCACCGACAUGCCCUACCAACUGCAAGUCCGACGAGUUCUGCUCCUUCACCAUCCCGACAUGUAGCACCUGUGCCCAGGCCAUCUGCGCCAAGGACGACAGCAAAUCAUCAUCCUCAUCAAGCAGCAAGCCCAACACGGGUGCAAUCGUUGGCGGUGUCAUCGGCGGUCUCGUCGUCAUCGCAAUCGCCACAUAUCUUGUCUGGAGGUUCUUCAUCAAGACCAAGAGACAGUCAAUUAUCCAGGAGUCCUAUGCCGAGACGACCCACGAGAAGACGAUCAACGAGAAGAGCACUGGCGAGCCACGACAAACCAACCGCGACUCAACACACACCGUUCACUCUAUUGCAUCAACAGUACUCACCCGCGCUUCCAAUAUUAUCCAGAUUGCCUAUAUCCCAGGCGUCACAAACCGAGCCACUCCUACGUCACCCACUCUGCUCGUCCCUCCUGUUCCCCCUAUCCCGAUGCAUGCCUCCAACUCCGCUGCAAGCAGCCCGUCGCCGUACGAAGAGCAACACUUCUUUGUCCCUGGCGAAUUGCGCGACUCCACCUACUCCGGCAUCUCUGGCUACUCUGACCGCACGUCUGUCGCGAGAACCUCGUAUGCUCCUCGAUCUAGCAUCGCCCCUAGUAUCGCUUCCACCAUCUACGGCAAGAAUGCGGUUGUUGUAGCCCCCGCUCAGACUGGUAUGCGAGCCAAGGCCGCUGUGGUCAGUGUCAAAUCUAUGGGUGUCGGCACCAACGGCAGCAGCACUCCUCCCGUCCCCAGUGUCGAUUACGAAAAAUACGCUCCUGGCCGUCCCAAGAGCCGUGACAGCACAUUCAGUGUCGGAUCUACCUUCCUGAACAAUGCCAACACCGCCACCGCCGCCCCCGUCCAGAGAGUGCAGGUUGUCCGUGUAGGCAACGGCAACGGCCCCAAGCAAGUCAGCGUUGGAUCCAAGGCAUCAUCAACAUCAGAAGAGAUCUCGGCACCAGGCACACCUCUGCCACCCAGCACCACCGCGGCCGCCCGCGAAUCGGCUGCCGUGACAGUCAUCGAUGAAAGUCUGUCAGUCGAUCAGGGCCCCUUCUCCGACCCUCCUGAGCCAUCCCCAGCUGCUGUUCGUAGCAACCACAGUCUCAGUGCCGUGAUUGAGGAGGCAACAAGGCGAGCCGCCGCCGGCCCCGACAGACGGUCUCAAAGGACAAGUUCUUACGAGAGGGGACGUAGUCCCUUCGGCGAUGAACACGCCACGAAAGAUUAA